AUGGUGGAAACAGAUACCAACUCUCCGACAUGGAAGUUCACCCAAUGCUUCGGCGACAAGGGAGAUGUUGAGGACAUCACCGAAGCCGAUAUCAUCUCCACGGUAGAAUUUGACCACACCGGAAACUACUUGGCGACUGGUGAUAAGGGUGGACGAGUCGUGCUAUUCGAACGGAACGAGACGAAAAAAACCUGCGAGUACAAGUUCCAUACCGAAUUCCAGUCCCACGAGCCCGAGUUCGACUACCUCAAGUCUCUUGAAAUCGAGGAAAAGAUCAACAAAAUCAAGUGGUGCAGGAGACAAAAUGCCUCCCACUACCUCCUCUCGACAAACGACAAGACGAUCAAGCUAUGGAAGGUGUUCGAGAAGUCGCUUAAGGUUGUCGCCGAGAACAACCUAUCCCAUGAUUUGACGCCUGCAAACGUGGCCGGCGGUGGAGGCGCACCCCGUGCCUUACCUCAUGCUCAGUUUCGCAGUCCCGCCGAUCUCAAGCUACCCAGGCUUACCCACCACGACACAGUCGUUGCCGCCGUGCCUCGGAGAACAUAUGCCAAUGCCCAUGCGUACCACAUCAACAGCAUUUCCGUCAACAGCGAUGGCGAGACCUUCAUCAGCAGCGAUGAUUUGCGGAUCAACCUAUGGAAUUUGAAUAUCCAGGACCAGAGCUUCAACAUUGUGGACAUCAAGCCGGCGAACAUGGAGGAAUUGACAGAGGUCAUUACGGCCGCAGAGUUCCACCCUCUGAGCUGCAACUGGUUCAUGUAUGCCAGUUCCAAGGGCACAAUCAAGCUGGCAGAUAUGCGCGAAAGGGCGUUGUGCGACCAGCACGCAAAGAUGUUCGAACAAGAAGAGGACCCAUCGUCCCGGUCUUUCUUCUCUGAAAUCAUAUCUUCCAUCUCCGACGUUCGAUUCUCCCACGACGGCCGGUAUAUCCUUUCCCGCGACUACCUGACGGUCAAGAUUUGGGACGUCAACAUGGAGCGGCAGCCAGUCAAGACGAUCCCCAUUCACGAACACCUCAGGCCGAGACUCUGCGACACAUACGAAAACGACAGCAUCUUUGACAAAUUCGAGGUUGUAUUCUCUGGAGACGCCAAGAACGUAAUGACAGGAAGCUACAACAACAACUUCAUGAUCUACCCAUCGGAUCCCGACAAGGAGGUGGAGGUCGUCCUGCAAGCGGAUAAGUCGGCGUUCAAGGCCAAGAAAGUUGGGGUGCCGACACCCAUUAACUCGUCGACAAGUCCUACAGCUAACGGUGGUAAGAAGGGAAAUUCACGGGCAGGAAGCCCGGCAGCGGCAGGCCAGGGCCAAAGGAUGCGCAAAGAGACAGACGCCGACCAAAUCGACUUCAAUAAGAAGAUUCUCCAUAUGAGCUGGCAUCCGUUCGAGGACAGCAUCGCCAUCGCAGCAACCAACAACGUAAGUUCUUGCCCCGCUAGUUCUUGGUCGCGUCUUCAUCUAGGCCCUAUUGAUAGCUAA
Molecule: messenger RNA, 1482 nt
Organism: Neurospora tetraspora
Lineage: Eukaryota; Fungi; Ascomycota; Sordariomycetes; Sordariales; Sordariaceae
Product: protein phosphatase PP2A regulatory subunit B
Exons: 5
Coding region: 1-1482 (493 amino acids)
Cellular component (GO): cytosol; protein phosphatase type 2A complex
Molecular function (GO): protein phosphatase regulator activity; protein binding
Source: RefSeq, a predicted model, not a curated record